This is a messenger RNA of Stegostoma tigrinum, 2222 nucleotides long. It is a transcript of the gene irg1l, whose product is annotated as immunoresponsive gene 1, like. Lineage: Eukaryota; Metazoa; Chordata; Chondrichthyes; Orectolobiformes; Stegostomatidae. The transcript has 6 exons. Gene Ontology annotation, molecular function: lyase activity. Bases 52 to 1533 code for a protein of 493 amino acids. The record is from RefSeq and is a predicted model, not a curated record.
AAUUUAUCCCAUUGUGAAAGCAAGAGCAGCUACAAAGAGAAAGGCGACAGGAUGUUCUCCAAACUUCUGAAAUUUCAGCUCAGCUUAACAACUGGAAAACGCCUGCACCAUAAAAUUUCUCGCGAAGCUUUCGAGGCGCCGGAUUUGAAAAAGACGGUGACGAGCAGUUUUGGCUCAUUUAUCUCGGGAGUUGAAGUUGAUCAUCUCUCGGAGACGGUUUUACAGAGGAGCAAACGCAUGAUCCUAGACAACAUUGGAGUCGGAAUCCUGGGCAGCACCAGCCCGGUGUUUGAUAUUUGCCUAAAUUACUGCCAGCAAAUGUACGCUCAAGACCCAGUCAGCUCAGUCUACGGACGCAAAGGAUUAAGACUUUCGCCGACUCUGGCCGCUUUCGCCAAUGGAGUCGCGGCACAUUCAAUGGAUUUUGAUGAUACUUGGCACCCUGCCACCCACCCGUCUGGAGCUGUACUUCCCGCCCUCCUUGCUGCUGCCCAGAUGUUACCUACAAACUCCAAACCCACUGGACUCGACUUCCUCUUGGCUUUUAAUGUGGGCAUUGAAGUUCAGGGCAGGUUAAUGCACUUCUCGCAAGAGGCGAACAACAUCCCCAAGAGAUUUCACCCUCCCAGUGUGGUUGGGACAAUGGGCAGUGCUGCAGCCAUAGCCAAAUUCCUUUCACUUAAUGACAAUCAAUGUGUUCAUGCCCUAGCUAUUGCAGCUUCACUCUCAGGGGCACCAAUGGCCAAUGCAGCCACUCAGGCAAAACCCAUCCAUAUUGGCAAUGCCACACGGCUGGGCUUUGAGGCAGCUCUCCUUGCUUCUAAAGGAAUGGAAGGAAAUGUGAAAAUUCUCGACAAGACACUUGGCUGCUUUGGAUUUUCUGCUUUUUAUGGUGACUACGAACCUCAGAAAAUUGCUCCACUUGAACAGACACGAUUUCUACUUGAGGACCAAGAUAUUGCAUUUAAGCGCUUCCCUGCUCAUCUAGGUAUGCACUGGAUAGUAGAUGCUGCUGUCUCAGUUAGGCAGUUGGCAACUGCUAAUGAUGGUGCUUUUUCACCCUCUAUGAUUGACAGAAUAAUUCUGCAUGUCCCUGUUUCCCGUUACAUCAACAGGCCAUUCCCAGAAACAGAACAUGAGGCUCGCCAUUCCUUCCAGUUUAAUGCCUGCUCUGCAUUGUUGGAUGGUGAAGUGAACAUUGAAUCAUUCAGUGAAACUAAACUGCAACGAGAUAGUCUCAAUGAUUUACUUAAAAAAGUGGAGCUUCAACAUCCUGAAGAUAAUGUGGCCAGUUUUGAGAAGAUGUAUGGAGAAGUAGUUCUCCUCCUGAGGAAUAGAGAUGUGCUCAGGGGAAGAUGUGACACCUUCUAUGGACACUGGAGAAACCCACUGUCUAGAGAAUCACUACUCGACAAAUUCAGAAGUAAUGCUUCCUAUGUAUUGGAGCAAAACAAAAUAGAAGCUAUUAUCAACACAGUUGAGAACCUUGAAGAAGUGAGGAAUAGUUCCACGUUAGCCUCUUAUUUGCAGUGAAAAGUAUCAAAUUUCUUGCACUCAUGUUUAAAUAUGAUUUAACAGGUUGAUCAUGCGUUUUCAUGUUUUAUAGGUGGUAUGUAAUCUGUGCAAUAGGGUUUAAUCUUCUGAAACCAUUGAGAAUGACAUUGUUGGCAUUACAAUCUAUUUCUACUAAAAGGGCAAAACUUUGAUCAACAGAUUGGUCAGCUAUAUGAUAUUCUGGGAAUAGGGGAAUAAGGUAAUUUUAAUGUUUUGUACAUUUGCAAAAACAACAUGAUUAUUGAAAUGCAUUCAAGGCAGAUUACAGUGAGGUAUCAGAGAAGUAGAGUGGUACUCUGUGGUACUCUGCAGGUUGGUAAAGAAAUUAUCACCACAGGUAGCAAACAGGCUGUAGUCAUGAGGCAGUUUGCUUUCAGAGAGAUAUUAUGCCUUUCUCUUUUGUAGUUUUUCAUUGAAUCAUGAUGAUGUGUAGGAAUGCAUUUAAAAUCCCAAAGUCACCAGUAACUAAGGAGAAAGGUUAUUAUCUUAGUUAGCAAAGACCAUUUCUUUUGUGCAGAGUCAUUUUUUGCACAUUCAAAUGUGGCUGUGGAUCGCAAACAUACAUGGCUUAUCACAAUGUAGGAACGAUUGAAUUGUCUGCUCUUGUUGGGAUUGUCCAAUCUUUUCCAUGUCACUUCUUUUCCUUAUUUUCUUCAGUUCUUUGCUGU